AUGAAAAAGGAGGAAGAUGCCGUAACAUUGAAGGAGGAGAAUGUAGUGAAAGACGAGGAAGAACCUUUCAGAAUGAAAAAGGAGGAAGAUGCCGUAACAUUGAAGGAGGAGAAUGUAGUGAAAGACGAGGAAGAACCUUUCAGAAUGAAAAAGGAGGAAGAUUCCGUUACAUUGAAGGAGGAGAAUGUAGUGAAAGACGAGGAAGAAACUUUUGGAGACAACGCUAGCCCUUCCUCCCUCCUGGAGUCCCCAGGUUGUCUGUGCUGCUGGAGAACAACGGGGCUGAGUGGAACUGUGAGAGGAGGAGAAGAGAAGAAAGGAUCAGAUUUGACUCAUCAAAGAGAAAGACCAGACUCCGAGGAACCAGAGCCAGAGACGUCCAAACCAGCACGAGGACACCACUGCUCCCACUGUGGAAAGGGUUUUAAACAGUUACGGGACCUGAAACAACAUGAGAGAAUACAUACAGGAGAAAAGCCUUACCACUGCGCCCAGUGUGGAAAGAAUUUUAACCACAAAGGAUUCCUGAAACAACACGAGAAAAUACACACAAGGGAGAAGCCUUACCACUGUUCCCAGUGUGGAAAGAGUUUUAACCAGAAAGCACACCUGAAAGCUCAUGAGAGAAUACACACAGGGGAGAAGCCUUAUCACUGCUCCCAGUGUGGAAAGUGUUUCAAAGGGCCUUGUCAUCUGAAACAGCAUGAGAGAAUACACACAGGGGAGAAGCCUUACCACUGCUCCCAGUGUGGACAGUGUUUCAACCAGAAAGGACACCUGAACCAACACGAGAGAAGACACACAGGGGAGAAGCCUUAUCACUGCUCCCAGUGUGGAAAGUGUUUCUAUCGGUCAGAGGAGCUGAAAGGACAUGAGAGAAUACACACAGGGAAGAAGCCUUAUCACUGCUCCCAGUGUGGAAAGUGUUUUAAGCAUUUAGGAAACCGUAAAUCUCAUGACAGAAUACACACAGGGGAGAAGCCUUAUCACUGCUCCCAAUGUGGAAAGUGUUUCAACCACUCGGGAUUUGAACCACCACGAGAGAAUACACACAGGGGAGAAGCCUUACCACUCCUCCCAGGGUGCAAAGCUUUUGCCCAUUUAGGAAGCCUGAAAGAACACAUGAGACUACACACAGAGGCUUAGAAAUUGCUCAGACUGGGAAAACAUAUUACUCAUCAGUCACUUAAACAUCAUUAGAGAAUCCACACAGAAGAGAAGAAUUACUUGUAUAUUGAUAUUUCACAUCUCAUUGACUUAAAAUUCAUCAGAGAACAUACACAGUGCUCCCAUUGUCUUAUAUUGUUGACUGAUAAUGUGUUUACCUGUUUUUACCAUAUGAAACUGAAUUGUACAAAGUAUACUAAAACAUAUUUGUUUGUUUUUAUUAGAAAACAUGAAUUUAAUAUGGAGUAUGUCAGUUUGAAUAUAAAGAAGAUCAGGUUGCUUGUGUUUAAAUGGUCCUUUUUUUAAACUCUUUGUGUGUGUUUAUCUGGGUGUGUCAUUCCUCCAGCACUACAGAUAAUCAAGUUUUGGAUGUGAUGCAUUUGUUCCAUUGUUUACAUUUGUAUUGUUGGCCCACUGAUGAUUUAAUGACAUGAAAAUAUUCAGACUGUAAUGGAAAAUGUUAAUUGUAUGUGUGUCCACAUAACUGAGUAUGUGACUAACCUUGUGAUACUGUCCUAUUAUAAUCUCCUGUUCUUGGGACCAUCAUUAUGUGUUGCAAACCAGCUGCACCUGCGUCCUUGUAUGAAUAACUGAGUAACUCUGUUAUUCUCUCUGAGCUCAGAAAUAAAGAAUCUUGGUUUGA
This is a messenger RNA of Salvelinus fontinalis (brook trout), 1810 nucleotides long. RefSeq names its product zinc finger protein 501-like. The record is from RefSeq and is a predicted model, not a curated record. The transcript is spliced from 4 exons. Gene Ontology annotation, molecular function: RNA polymerase II cis-regulatory region sequence-specific DNA binding; DNA-binding transcription factor activity, RNA polymerase II-specific. Gene Ontology annotation, biological process: regulation of DNA-templated transcription. The coding region runs from base 1 to 1146 and encodes 381 amino acids. Lineage: Eukaryota; Metazoa; Chordata; Actinopteri; Salmoniformes; Salmonidae.